Messenger RNA from Ylistrum balloti, 5136 nucleotides. RefSeq lists its product as uncharacterized. The record is from RefSeq and is a predicted model, not a curated record. Bases 1 to 5136 code for a protein of 1711 amino acids. Lineage: Eukaryota; Metazoa; Mollusca; Bivalvia; Pectinida; Pectinidae. The transcript has a single exon.
AUGACACCAAGUAUUGUUUCAAUAGGGUCGAAGGGAGGUAUACCGGACUGUCCAGAACGCAAGAGGGGGUGCCCUCAUGUCAAACCCGAGUGUGCAUGCGAGACUUUCCGUAUUCAUAAUGGCAAGCAGUGUCGAGGUUGUGAUGAAGAAGACUGUGCCAAACGUCUUCUUAUUGACAAUCUUCAAUGGAAACACUUAAUGGCAGAACUUGACAAACAUACUCCAGGAGGCAAAGCAAAAGCUGCAUCGGCCUCAUCUGGAAACGUUGUCGGUUCUAAGUCUUCAGCGGGUUCUGGAGGCGGGCAGUGGUGGGAAGAACCAAAGGCUGCUAACAUGUUAUCGAAAACCGGUACAGCAACAUGUAAUGCAAAAUCUGGUGUUGGAUGUGGCAAAGUUGGUAUAGGCAAAUCUAGUUCCACAAAGAAACCAAGUGCAGUAAAACAGGGUCCCGGUGGGGUUAAAGGACAACAUGCAGGUAAAUUAGCAACAGGAGGUGCCGGGUUCGGUAAAGGUUCUACUGGUGGUAAAGGACUUUAUGUAGGCAAAUCGGCAUUAGGCGGACCAGGUGGCAAAGGAAAAUCUGGUUUAGCAAAGAAACCAAAAGGAGGAAAGAAGGGUUCAUUAGCAGGAGGUGCCGGGUUCGGUCAAGUUUCUAGUGGCAAUAAAGGACUUGGUGUAGGCAAAUCGGCAUUAGGCGGACCAGGUGGUAAAGGAAAAUCGGGUCCAGCAAAGAAAUCAAAAGGUGGGAAGACGGGGUUAUCAGCAGGAGGUGCCGGGUUCGGUAAAGGUUCCAGUGGCAAUAAAGGACUUAAUGUAGGCAAAUCAGCAUUAGGCGGACCAGGUGGUAAAGGAAAAUCUGGUCCAGCAAAGAAAUCAAAAGGAGGAAAGAAGGGUUUAUCAGCAGGAGGUGCCGGGUUCGGUCAAGUUUCUAGUGGCAAUAAAGGACUUAAUGUAGGCAAAUCAGCAUUAGGCGGACCAGGUGGUAAAGGAAAAUCGGGUCCAGCAAAGAAAUCAAAAGGAGGAAAGAAGGGUUUAUCAGCAGGAGGUGCCGGGUUCGGUCAAGUUUCAAGUGGCAAUAAAGGACUUGGUGUAGGCAAAUCGGCAUUAGGCGGACCAGGUGGUAAAGGAAAAUCGGGUCCAGCAAAGAAAUCAAAAGGAGGAAAGAAGGGUUUAUCAGCAGGAGGUGCCGGGUUCGGUCAAGUUUCAAGUGGCAAUAAAGGACUUGGUGUAGGCAAAUCGGCAUUAGGCGGACCAGGUGGUAAAGGAAAAUCGGGUCCAGCAAAGAAAUCAAAAGGAGGAAAGAAGGGUUUAUCAGCAGGAGGUGCCGGGUUCGGUCAAGUUUCAAGUGGCAAUAAAGGACUUGGUGUAGGAAAAUCGGCAUUAGGCGGACCAGGUGGUAAAGGAAAAUCGGGUCCAGCAAAGAAAUCAAAAGGAGGAAAGAAAGGCUCAUCAACAGGAAGUGCUGGGUUCGGUAAAGGCUCUAGUGGCAAUAAAGGACUUGAUGUAGGCAAAUCGGCAUUAGGCGGAAAAGGUGGCAAAGGAAAAUCGGGUCCAGCAAAGAAAUCAAAAGGAGGAAAGAAAGGCUCAUCAGCAGGAAGUGCUGGGUUCGGUCAAGUUUCAAGUGGCAAUAAAGGACUUGGUGUAGGCAAAUCGGCAUUAGGCGGGAAAGGUGGCAAAGGAAAAUCUGGUUCAGCAAAGAAAUCAAAAGGAGGAAAGAAGGGUUUAUCAGCAGGAGGUGCCGGGUUCGGUCAAGUUUCAAGUGGCAAUAAAGGACUUGAUGUAGGCAAAUCGGCAUUAGGCGGAAAAGGUAGCAAAGGAAAAUCAGGUCAAGCAAAGAAAUCAAAAGGAGGAAAGAAAGGCUCAUCAACAGGAAGUGGUGGGUUCGGUAAAGGCUCUAGUACCAAUAAAGGACUUGAUGUAGGCAAAUCGGCAUCAAGCGGAAAAGGUAGCAAAGGAAAAUCUGGUCAAGCAAAGAAAUCAAAAGGAGGAAAGAAAGGCUCAUCAACAGGAGGUGCCGGGUUCGGUAAAGGUUCUACUGGUGGUAAAGGACUUGAUGUAGGCAAAUCGGCUGUAGGCGGAAAAGGUAGCAAAGGAAAAUCUGGUUCAACACAGAAAUCAAAAGGAGGAAAGAUAGGCUCAUCAACAGGAAGUGCCGGGUUCGGUAAAGGCUCUAGUGGCAGUAAAGGACUUGAUGUAGGCAAAUCAGCAUCAGGCGGAAAAGGUAGCAAAGGAAAAUCUGGUUCAACACAGAAAUCAAAAGGAGGAAAGAAAGGCUCAUCAAAAGGAAGUGGUGGGUUCGGUAAAAGUUCCGGUGGAAGUAAAGGUCACGAUGUAGUUAAGUCGGCAUUAGGUGGAAAAGGAGGCAAAGGAAUAUCUGGUUCAGCAAAGAAAUCAAAAGGAGAGAAAAAAAGUUCUUCAACAGGAAGCGGUGGUGUCGGUAAACAUUCCGGUGGUAGUAAAGGACAGGAUGUAGUCAAAUCGACAUUAGGUGGAAAAGGAGGCAAAGGGAAAUCUGGUUCAACAAAGAAAUCGAAAGGAGGAAACAAGGGUUCUUCGUCAGGAAGCGGCGGGUUUGGUCAAACUUCCGGGGGCAGUAAAGGACACGAUGUCGUUAAAUCGACAUUGGGCGGAAAAGGAGGCGAAGGAAAAUAUGGUUCAACAAAGAAAUCGAAAGGAGGAAAGAAGGGUUCUUCAUCAGGAAGCGGCGGGUUUGGUCAAACUUCCGGGGGCAGUAAAGGACACGAUGUCGUUAAAUCGACAUUGGGUGGAAAAGGAGGCGAAGGAAAAUAUGGUUCAACAAAGAAAUCGAAAGGAGGAAAGAAGGGUUCUUCAUCAGGAAGCGGCGGGUUUGGUCAAACUUCCGGGGGCAGUAAAGGAAACGAUGUUGUUAAAUCGACAUUGGGCGGAAAAGGAGGCGAAUGGGGACAAUCUGGUUGGGGAAAUAAAUUAAGUGGAGGAAAGAAGAGCUCCACAACAGAAAGUAAGGGAUCUGGAAACAAACACAUGAUAAGUUUUGGAAGUAAUAAAGCUAACAAACUUGUAAAGAGUGCAUCGUCAAAAAGCAUUCAGAGUAGCAAGGGAUCAUACCAUGACUUCAAGGCCACUAAAAGCUAUGGACUUAAAAAUGUAAAGGGUAGCAAAUCUUCGAAGAGUUCAAAAAGUGUUUCCAAAAGUUGUAAGGGCAAAAAAGGUUGUAAGAAAGGUAAGGUUUAUAAGUUUGGCAAAAGUUGUAAAGGCAAGAAAGGAUGCAAAAAAUAUAAGAUGUGGAAAUCUUGGAAAAGCUGUAAGGGAAAGAAAGGCAAGAAAAGCUGCAAGAAAUGGAAAAAGGGGAGUUAUAAAAGCAUUAAAUCCAGCAAAGGGAAGAAAGGUAAAUCCGGCAAAGUGAAGAAAGGUAAAUCCGGCAAAGGAAAGAAAGGUAAAUCCGGCAAAGUGAAGAAAGGUAAAUCCGGCAAAGUGAAGAAAGGUAAAUCCGGCAAAGGAAAGAAAGGUAAAUCCAGCAAAGUGAAGAAAGGUAAAUCCAGCAAAGUGAAGAAAGGCAAAUCCAGCAAAGGGAAGAAUAGUAAAUCCGGCAAAGGGAAUAAAGGUAAAUCCGGCAAAGUGACGAAAGGUAAAUCCGGCAAAGGGAAUAAAGGUAAAUCCGGCAAAGGAAAGAAAGGUAAAUCCGGCAAAGGGAAGAAAUAUAAAAAAUGGAGUGGCAAGGUCUCAUCAAAGUGGUACAAAUCCGCAAAAGGAAAAAGUUUCGGCGGGUAUAAAUCUGGAAAAGGCAAAAGUGAUGGAGGAUCUGAUAGCAGUGAUAGUAGUUCGUCAGAGGAAGAAGACACCGGUUCAAAAUAUGAUGGAGGUUCUGAUAGUAGCGAUAGUGAUUCUUCGGAGGAAGAACACGCUGGGAAAUCUGGUAAAGGCAACAGCGGAGGAAGUUCCGAUAGCAGUGAUAGCGAUUCUUCAGGCUAUGAUAAUGGCGGUAAAUCUGGUAAAGGCAACAAUGGAGGAAGUUCCGACAGCAGUGAUAGCGAUUCUUCAGAUGAUAGCAACAGUGGUGGAAGUUCCGAUAGCAGUGAUAGCGAUUCUUCAGGCGAUGAUGAUGGCGGUAAAUCUGGUAAAGGCAACAGCGGAGGAAGUUCUGAUAGCAGUGAUAGUAGUUCGUCAGAGGAAGAAGAAGCCGGUUCAAAAUAUCAUGGAGGUUCCGAUAGCAGUGAUAGUGAUUCUUCAGAGGAAGACCUCGGGGGAAAAUCUGGUAAAGGCAACAGCGGAGGAAGUUCCGACAGCAGUGAUAGCGAUUCUUCAGACGAUAGCAACAGUGGCGGCAGUUCCGAUAGCAGUGAUAGCGAUUCUUCAGGCGAUGAUGAUGGCGGUAAUGAUGGCGGUAAAUCUGGUAAGGGCAACAAUGGAGGAAGUUCCGACAGCAGUGAUAGCGAUUCUUCAGACGAUAGCAACAGUGGCGGCAGUUCCGAUAGCAGUGAUAGCGAUUCUUCAGGCGAUGAUGAUGGCGGUAAAUCUGGUAAAGGCAACAAUGGAGGAAGUUCCGACAGCAGUGAUAGCGAUUCUUCAGACGAUAGCAACAGUGGCGGCAGUUCCGAUAGCAGUGAUAGCGAUUCUUCAGGCGAUGAUGAUGGCGGUAAAUCUGGUAAAGGCAACAAUGGAGGAAGUUCCGACAGCAGUGAUAGCGAUUCUUCAGACGAUAGCAACAGUGGCGGCAGUUCCGAUAGCAGUGAUAGCGAUUCUUCAGGCGAUGAUGAUGGCGGUAAAUCUAGUAAAGGCAACAAUGGAGGAAGUUCCGACAGCAGUGAUAGCGAUUCUUCAGACGAUAGCAACAGUGGUGGAAGUUCCGAUAGCAGUGAUAGCGAUUCUUCAGGCGAUGAUGAUGGCGGUAAAUCUGGUAAAGGCAACAGUGGAGGAGGUUCCGACAGCAGUGAUAGCGAUUCUUCAGACGAUAGCAACAGUGGUGGAAGUUCUGAUAGCAGUGACAGCGAUUCUUCAGACGAUAGCAACAGUGGCGGAAGUUCCGAUAGCAGUGAUAGCGAUUCUUCGGAUGAAGAAGAAGACUAUGGUAGAUCUGGUAAAGGUAAAGGUGGAGGAAGUUCCGAUAGCAGUGACAGCGAUUCUUCAGAUGAAGAAGAGGACAACAGUCAUAAGUAA